This is a messenger RNA of Helianthus annuus (common sunflower), 2589 nucleotides long. Its product is annotated as acid beta-fructofuranosidase 2, vacuolar. The transcript is spliced from 7 exons. Lineage: Eukaryota; Viridiplantae; Streptophyta; Magnoliopsida; Asterales; Asteraceae. Gene Ontology annotation, biological process: carbohydrate metabolic process. Bases 214 to 2238 code for a protein of 674 amino acids. The record is from RefSeq and is a predicted model, not a curated record. Gene Ontology annotation, molecular function: hydrolase activity, hydrolyzing O-glycosyl compounds.
AAAAAAAAUUGAAAACUGAUUCAAAAUGAAUCAAAAAAACAAGGAAAUUGUACUAAACACAUUUGGACACCUUGUUGUGUGUUCUUUAUUUUCUCUUUACCAUACACAUUUUAAACUGCCCUUAUAUUUCUCCUACACUCUUUAUUUCCACUUUACAAAUUUGCUGCUAUACAAGUAACCAAAACUUGACCAACUACAAUAAACAUUUAACAAAUGACAUCCCAAACUUCAUCCGACGUCGAAAACCCAACUCACGCCCCCCUUCUCGAUGAUGAUUAUGGCUAUGUCCCGUCCCUAGACGCAAGUGAUCAACCCUCUCAACCUCAAGAAACCAACCGACAACCUAGCAAACCCGUUCUCCUUUUGAUAUCCGGGUUGUUGGCCAUUGGCUUGUUGGUGGCCUUGAUAGUCGGAAAUGUGCGUAUUGAAACCCAUGACAACGAUGCUCCAUUGCCCGAAAGGAGGGAUCCAAUCGAACAAGGUGUUUCCGAAAAAUCAUUCGGGUUACCGCCUAAUGUAUCUUCUUUUUCGUGGACCGACGACAUGUUGAGCUGGCAAAUGCCCGCUUUCCAUUUCACUCCGGGAAAGAACUGGAUGAACGAUCCAAAUGGUCCGGUAUUUUACAAGGGAUGGUACCAUUUAUUUUACCAAUACAGUCCAGCGGCCCCAGUAUGGGGUCUAAUCGUGUGGGGUCAUGCGGUAUCCAGAGACAUGGUUCAUUGGCGACACCUUCCAAUAGCAAUGGAGACAGACAAAUGGUACGAUGUGAAUGGUGUAUGGACCGGGUCAACAACCAUCCUUCCAAAUAAUGAACUCGUGGUACUUUACACCGGUUCAACCAAUGAAUCGGUUCAGGUCCAAAACCUAGCGUACCCAGCCAACCCAUCUGACCCCCUCCUUGUUAACUGGGUCAAGGACCCCGCUAACCCGGUCUUGGUCCCACCAAAAUGGAUCAACAUAAAGGACUUCCGUGACCCGACCACGGCCUGGCUCACACCUGAAGGCAGAUGGCGAAUGGUGAUCGGAACAAAAGUAAAUAGAACCGGAAUUGCGAUAUUGUACGAUACCGAUGAUUUCAAAAGUUACGACCUUCUAGACACCAAGCUUCAUCAGGUCGAUGGUACGGGAAUGUGGGAAUGUGUCGAUUUUUUUCCGGUUUCGAAAAAUGAGUCUGGUGGUCUUGAUACCGGGGUUAUUGGGCCUGGUAUAAAGCAUGUUCUUAAAGCUAGCAUGGAUGAUGAUAGAUGCGAUUAUUAUGCGAUUGGAGAUUAUAACCCGAAAACCGGAACAUGGGUCCCGGAUAAUCCAAAAAUCGACGUUGGAAUCGGUUUAAGAUAUGAUUAUGGGAUAUACUACGCGUCUAAAACGUUCUAUGACCAAAACAAAGAACGAAGGAUUUUAUGGAGUUGGAUCAAGGAGACCGAUAGCGAAAGCUCGGAUAUCAAGAAGGGUUGGGCUUCUCUUAUGGCGGUUCCAAGAACGGUUGCGCUAGAUCCAUUAACCGGUAGCAAUUUGCUUCAAUGGCCCAUUGAAGAGUUGGAAAACAUUAGGUCUAAUCUGAAUGAGUUCAAUGAAGUUAAACUUGAGCCCGGCUCACUCGUUCCACUUAAUGUGGGCCCAACAUCUCAGUUGGAUAUAAUGGUCGAGUUUGAGUUGGACAAGAAGCUUACCGAUAGCCUACUACCCUUAAAAGCUGGUAGUGUCCCAUACAACUGUGCGGGCCACGGUGGAGCUGGUGUGAGAGACGCGCUAGGCCCAUUUGGCGUGUUGGUUCUUGCAAACAAGAACCUAACCGAACACACGCCUGCUUACUUCUACAUUGUCAAAGGCAAAAAAGGUGAACUGGAUACAUUCUUUUGCAUAGAUCAAUCAAGAUCUUCCAUUGCUAAGGAUGUCGAUAAGUCUAUUUACGGUAGCACCGUUCCUGUUCUUGAAGGCGAAAAACUCUCCAUGAGAAUCUUGGUGGAUCAUUCGAUAGUCGAAGGUUACGCACAAGGAGGGCGAUCAUGCAUCACCUCACGUGUUUAUCCAACAGAAGCGAUUAACGACGAUGCUCAAAUAUUCUUAUUCAACAAUGCCACUAGCAUUACCGUGACAGCUUCACUCAAGACAUGGCAAAUGGGCGUCUCAUCAACGAACGGCAGCGGAUGGGUUUGGAUUGGCCCAUCACUUAUCUUAGUUGUCGUCUUUUUCUUCGUGGUAUGGACGUGGCAAAAUCAGAGAAACAACCGGUCCUAAGUUAGAAACGCGAUGGCCCAACCGAAACUUGGACCCUGAGCCCAUUUGAUAUUGGGUUGGGCUAGGAUAAUAAGUUAAUAAAUUUUGAACGUGAAGCCCGUGUUCUAGAAAGAUGGAAAACUCAUCUAAAAAAGAUUAAAAAUGUAGUAGUUAUCUACAAUAAAAUAUGAUUAUGAAGUAGAAGAUGGAAGGCUAGUUUGGGCCUAGCAAAAGCUAUGGGCUGAGAUUGAUGUUGAGUAGAUCAUUGUAAGGUUGGGUUUUGUUGGGCUGUCUUGACCCAUACAAUCCAGCCCAUUACUUGUUUUUGUAGAACACUCGAUGAAUUUAUCAUAUGUUUAUAUUUAUGUUAUA